AAAGGGCAAAAGACGAAUAGACAAUGGACAGGUAGAAGCAUCCUUGCUUGGCCUAACUGCUAUCCCAACGUCUCCUUUCACUUUCUACAUUUCAACACGCACACACACCUUCCGCUCUUUUCAACGCAGAACAAAAAACAGGCUGAAGCAAGCAAAGAAUCCAAUAACAUCCACUGCUACAAAUUUCUCAUCUCUCUCCACCUAUUAUCGUGCAAAUUUUUGUCUUUUAUUUAUGCCUGAGAGGAGUCUCCGCCGAAGAUUGCCGGCGUCCGGUAGCCGGAAAAGCAGGCCUCCUCAUCCUUCGCCUUCCCCCAGUAGAAAGACCCCACCGCCACGGCGAUCUGUCAAGCACCCUAGACCUAUAAAGAUUUUGAAGCGUAGCUUGUCGGAGCCGAUGCUAUGGAGUUGUAGCGAGAGUGGUGGGAUCAGUGAAGCUGAAGUUCAGCGACAAAGGGGUUUGUGGUCUACGGGUGAGAGUAGUGGGGUUCUCCCUAGGCCUCAUACUUUUACAGAUGGUUUUGCUUCCUCUCCUUCCUUGAUGAACUUUUCUCCGCGGAGUUUUGAGAGUUACAACAAGGAUGCAAAGGUGGUUGUUAAUGUAACAGUUGAAGGGAGUCCAGGACCUGUGAGGACCAUGGUUAAAUUGGGAACUAGUGUGGAGGACACAAUUAAGCUUGUUGUAGACAAGUACUCUGAAGAAGGAAGAACUCCAAAGCUUGUUAAGGAUUCAGCGUCCUUUUGUGAAUUGCAUCAUUCCUACUUCAGCCUUCAAAGUUUAGAUAAAUCAGAGCUGAUUGGGGAUAUUGGUAGUCGAAGCUUCUACCUCAGAAGAAGCUGCAGCAACCGUAGUAGUAAUGGAGGAUCCUCUCCUUCCAUUUCAGACAAUGCUGUGGUGAGGGACUCAUCACCACCUCCUCAAUUCUUGUUUUCAUCUUUUGUUGCCCGGAAACUGGGAAAAAUCGUGAGAAGAUCUCGUAGAAUUUGGAAUGUCUUGGUCUGCUGGAAAUGAUCGAAAGAGUAGAGCAACAUAUUAUUUUGCUGAACCCUUAAAUGAAGAUCAUCCCUAUUUUUCUUUUUUGAAAUUCUUUUACAAAUUCCCUUCCUUUACACCAUACCUGUAAAUGUCAAGAUACAGCAACACAUCUCAUAAAUUUUAGGUGUAAGGUCAUCUUAUCAAAAGAAAACCUUUUGAUUUUCUAUGUACAUAACUGAAAUGGCGAAGGAGCCGUUUAUAUUUAGCUUCAAUGUCUCCCUUUAUCUAUGAAUAAAUGGAUGGAAUUUGAUGCCUCA
This is a messenger RNA of Manihot esculenta (cassava), 1290 nucleotides long. RefSeq lists its product as uncharacterized. The transcript has 3 exons. Lineage: Eukaryota; Viridiplantae; Streptophyta; Magnoliopsida; Malpighiales; Euphorbiaceae. Bases 233 to 1009 code for a protein of 258 amino acids. The record is from RefSeq and is a predicted model, not a curated record.